AUUUCCUCGUCUUUUUAUUUAUUUAUUUCAAUACUCGCUAUGCAGCUCACUUUAAGACUACUUGGAUAGAUAUAAUAAUUCAGACAAGUAUCAAAUGGGUGGACAAUGCUUCAGCUAACAUGAAACAAGUAUGAUAAUGGUCUUCUGGUAGUUGAACCAGCCAAUGACAGGAUAGUUUGAUGCUGAGUAGUAAUUUGGGCUUAGCUGAAAUACUCUGUUGAUGUCUAGAAACGUGGCACAAAAAGUGCUAGCAAGAGCGUCAAAGUAAAAAAGUCAAAGUCAGCUGAACAUACGAUGAUGUAAUGCUCUACCUAUACGGCCCCUCCACCAAGUAAAGACCUCAUCUUAGACUCUAUACUCUAUAGUCCAUGCUUACUGAUUGCAGAUUUAUAUAACCAGCUCUAUUUCAUGAAUCCCCCCUGCGUGUCGUGAAUUUUAAACCAUCAUGGCAACUGAUAAUAUUCCCACAGUGUCCGCGACGCUCCGCCUCGAACCAUGCAUUUAUUCGCUGUCUUCUGAGCCACCAACGCUGCACCUCGAAGUGACAUCCUAUCAUAAUGGCCCCGUUACAACUUUGAUUGACAACCUCUCUCCUAGAUGGAUGCUGCGAAACGGCACGGCGUUGAUCGUCACCGAUCUAGUGAAUGAUUGCACUGUUGAGCAAACCAAGCGGAGGCCUUGUCGCAUACCUCCGCCAUCGAAGACUUCCGUGCCGUUAAUUGAGUCGCAAUUGUGUACGCUAUAUCCAAAACAACCACUCCUAAUCUCUGCACCUUUUUUUAUUCGUUUCAGGCAACAGAGCGCGCUAUUGCAUGCUACCGAUCCGAUACAGGCCGUGGGCAUCGAAAUGGAUGAAAGGUCCGGAAAUGUUCAUCCUUUAGUCCCGGGACACAAAUACAAGGUUUCCCUGUCUAAAGAUGAACACUUGCGAUGGGACAGUAUUCGCUGGUGGCGGUAUGGGACGAAGGAGGAAGUCUUGAAAAGGGAACUUGAUGGAAGGGCAGUGAGGUAUGGAAACAGUCCCAAUGGGGUUAUCGCUGUGGAUACUUCACGAGUAGCGCCGAUUGUUUUUACGUGUACGGAAUAGUGGUUUUGAAUGCCUGUGAUGUUCUUGCAAGGGGUACGUGAUCUAGGCGAGGAGACUCCGUUUUCGGGUGCCGGAAUUUUUGAGUGCUCGAGAUAUUGGCGCCAACGAUUCAAUGUUUAUGCACAAGACACUUAACAUGUUGUAAACUAUAUAGUAAGCAUUCAUGCACGAUAAGAACUGAAACUAGGCUUGGCGAAUCUACUCUAAGUAUUAA
Messenger RNA from Xylaria bambusicola, 1301 nucleotides. RefSeq lists its product as uncharacterized. Bases 446 to 1087 code for a protein of 213 amino acids. The transcript has a single exon. NCBI's taxonomy places the organism in Eukaryota, Fungi, Ascomycota, Sordariomycetes, Xylariales, Xylariaceae. The record is from RefSeq and is a predicted model, not a curated record.